Molecule: messenger RNA, 1477 nt
Organism: Elephantulus edwardii (Cape elephant shrew)
Lineage: Eukaryota; Metazoa; Chordata; Mammalia; Macroscelidea; Macroscelididae
Product: alpha-1,3-mannosyl-glycoprotein 4-beta-N-acetylglucosaminyltransferase C-like
Exons: 3
Coding region: 10-1446 (478 amino acids)
Biological process (GO): protein N-linked glycosylation
Molecular function (GO): acetylglucosaminyltransferase activity
Source: RefSeq, a predicted model, not a curated record
CAGAAGAGAAUGCUUAAAUUUCAUCAAAUGAAACACAUAUUUGAAAUAUUGGAUAAAAUGAGAUGCUUGAGAAAACGUUCUGCAGUGUCAUUCUUGGGAGUUCUUGUUAUUUUCCUUCUUUUUAUGAAUCUAUACAUUGAAGAUAGCUAUGUUCUGGAAGGAGAUAAACAACUUAUAAGGGAAACAUCCAUUCAUCAGUUGAAUUCAGAGCGCUAUGUACAUACAUUCAAAGAUCUAUCUAAUUUCUCAGGACUCAUCAACGUUACCUACCGCUAUCUAGCUGCCACCCCUUUACAAAGAAAGCGGUAUCUUACAAUUGGACUUUCAUCAGUGAAGAGAAAAAAGGGAAACUAUUUACUUGAGACAAUCAAGUCAAUAUUUGAGCAGUCCAGUUAUGAAGAGCUGAAGGAAAUUGCAGUGGUGGUUCAUCUAGCAGAUUUCAAUUCAUCUUGGCGUGAGGUCAUUGUCCAGGAUAUUACCCAGAAAUUUGCCCACCAUAUUAUUGCUGGAAGACUGAUGGUUAUACAUGCUCCUGAGGAAUAUUACCCAAUUUUGGAUGGCCUUAAAAGAAAUUACAAUGAUCCAGAAGAUAGAGUUAAAUUUCGCUCCAAGCAAAAUGUGGAUUAUGCAUUUCUACUUAAUUUUUGUGCCAAUACUUCAGAUUACUAUGUAAUGCUUGAAGAUGAUGUGAGAUGUGCAAAAAAUUUCUUAAGUGCAAUCAAGAAAGUAAUUGCAUCCCUAGAAGGAACUUACUGGGUAACUCUGGAAUUCUCUAAGCUUGGGUACAUUGGAAAACUCUACCAUUCUCAUGAUCUUCCACGUCUGGCACAUUUUUUACUAAUGUUUUAUCAAGAAAUGCCUUGUGAUUGGCUAUUGACUCACUUUCGUGGUUUGUUGGCACAGAAAAAUGUGAUCCGUUUCAAACCAUCUCUCUUUCAGCACAUGGGUUAUUAUUCAUCAUAUAAGGGGACUGAGAAUAAAUUGAAAGAUGAUGAUUUUGAAGAGGAGUCAUUUGAUAUUCCUGAUAAUCCCCCUGCAAGUCUAUACACCAACAUGAAUGUGUUUGAAAAUUAUGAAGCCAGCAGGGCUUAUAGUAGUGUAGAUGAGUACUUCUGGGGGAAACCCCCUUCAACAGGAGAUGUGUUUGUUAUUGUAUUUGAAAAUCCAAUUAUAAUUAGCAAAAUUAAAGUGACUACUGGAACAGAAGAUCGGCAAAAUGACAUUUUGCAUCAUGGAGCUCUAGAUGUAGGAGAAAAUGUUAUGUCUAGCAAAAAAGGGACACAAUGUGUUACUUAUUUAAGACUAGGGGAAUUUAAAAAUGGAAACUUUGAAAUGUCAGAUGUGAAUCAAAAAGUUCCAUUUGAUGUUCAUUGUAUGAGGAUAUACGUCACCAAGACACAAAAAGAAUGGCUGAUUAUCCGAAGUAUUAGCAUUUGGACUUCUUAGGCAAUCAAAUCAAAAUAUUCAAUUACUGAAA